AUGAGCGACUGGGACAACGUCACGCGCAUUGGAACCCGCCACACUGGUGGCCCUGCCACCCGCGAGACCGUCGUCAAGGGCAAGAGCGCCUUGAACGCCGCCCAGCGCCAGGGUCUCGUCAUCGGCACCGAGAAGAAGUACUCCACCGGUAACACUGCUGCCCGCUCCGGUGCCCCCGAAGGCCAGCACCUGACCAAGGUCGACCGCAGCGACGACAUCGUCAAGCCCAAGACCGUCGGCAUGCAAGUCGCCGAUGCGAUCAAGAAGCGCCGAAACGAGGAACCCUACAAGAUGACCCAGAAGGAACUCGCCACCAAGUGCAACACCACCAUCACCGUUGUCCAGGACUUUGAGCGUGGUACUGCCACUCCCGACCAGAAGGUCCUCAGCUCCAUGGAGCGUGUGCUGAACGUUAAGCUGAGAGGAACCGGAAUCGGACAGGAGAAGUUCCCCAAGAAGAAGUAA
Molecule: messenger RNA, 465 nt
Organism: Aspergillus sclerotioniger CBS 115572
Lineage: Eukaryota; Fungi; Ascomycota; Eurotiomycetes; Eurotiales; Aspergillaceae
Gene: mbf1
Product: multiprotein-bridging factor 1
Exons: 2
Coding region: 1-465 (154 amino acids)
Cellular component (GO): nucleus
Molecular function (GO): DNA binding
Source: RefSeq, a predicted model, not a curated record